AUGGGUUCAGGUUUAUCUACAGAAAGUCCAUCACAAAGCGAUGAUCGGAACAGCGCGUUUUAUUCCGCUUGUAAAAAUGGUGAUAUCAUAGCUGUUAAAGAAAUGUUACCAAAUCUAACUUAUGAUCAAGUUAAUCAAAUUGAACCGAAUGGAAGUACAGCGUUACAUGCAGCAAGUGCUAAUAAUCAUCCUCAUAUUGUUCGCCUUUUAUUAUCGAGUUGUUGCUCAAGAAUAACCGUAAAUAACUGUGGUGUCACUGCUUAUGAAGAAGCAGCUACUGACGAGAUCAAAACAUUAUUUCAUCGUACAACCCCAGAUAGAUUUGUCGAAGAAAAUAUGACAAAUUCGUUUACACUUCUCACUUCUAGUGAUGUGGACAAUGGAACUGAAAACAAUAUACCAGAUAAUUGGGUUAGAGGGCAUACCUCUGCAGAUUCAGCGCAUGAAGCAAAAUUUAUAAUUGCUAUGGCAAAUACAAGAAAUCCUCUGUAUAACUCAAUAAAAGCUGACGCAGAAAAGAAGAGUACUAAAAGCAUUCAUCAGUUAGCAUCUCAAGCAGUUUCUUCUCAACCUAAAGACAGUUCUGCAGUAAAUAAAUUAUUGAAAAAUUUUACAAGUAGAAAGGGUAUCAGACAUUUAUUAACGAUGUAUACUUUGGAAACACCCAUCUAUAGAAAAUUACAAAAUGAACCUGAUUCACUUUCGAUUUUGGUUUAUUUUCACUUAAGUGAGUUACGAGGUCGUGCUUUUCAAGGUCAGUUAUAUAGAGGUGCAAAAAUGACGCAGGAUGAUAUUAAAGCAUACCAGUGGGCAAUUAAAAACAAAGAUUAUGUUCUCGAAACUCGCACAUUUCAGUCAACAUCAAUUGAAGAAUCCGUUGCACAAAGUUUUGCGCAAAUAAAAUGCGACGACAUAGAUCAACAGCAUCCUAAAUUGUCGGUUAUAUUAACGUUAGUUUUUCCAGAAAAAUGUCCAACAGCAAUUAAUUUAACAAAAAUUUCUGAUACUUUACCUCUUUUAUCUGAAUUUGAAGAUGAAAAAGAAGUACUAAUAUUACCAUUUACUUUAUUUUCAGUGAAAGAAAUGAAGAUUGAUUCUCAAACUAAACAAUACCGUAUUACAUUAAUAAAUGUACCAACACCUAAAACAUCAUUAUCUUACGCUGCGAAAUUGAGCUUCAUUUUAAUAAUUCGUCACAUAUCAAAUAGUUUGCAGCCACAUUCAUGGAUUCUACGGAACGUGAUACUGAAGUCCGUAAAACACAUCAUUAUUGCUUCUAUAAUUUUAAUAAUCGUAUCAUCUGUGCCAUGGACUUCUCUCAUUAUUGGAAUUUUGAAUAUCAAUCAAUGUUCAGCUCAGCGUAUGAUACCAAUUUGGUUAAUUGUUGUAGGAGUAACGACAAUUGUCCUUUUCUAUUAUUGGAUGCUAUAUCUUAUAUGUGGUAUUUGGUGUUGCCCUAGAAUAGAUGACGUUAAACAAAUUUAUAUACAUUUAGCUGCUGUGUUUUGCAUCACAUUCAUACUUUUCCUAUUCCUCUGCGCAUGGAUGAUCGCUGGUUGUGUUUGGAUAUUUACUAUUAAGUCUUCUGUGAAUUUUUCUGACCCAACUUCAAAUAAUUAUUGUCACUCUUUAACUUAUAAUUUUUCAUUUGGUCUUGUCAUUACACAACUUAGCCUUGCUGGAUUAGUUUGCUGUCUUAACUGCUGUGUUCUAAUGAUUUAUAUGUGUUCUAGUGCUUCAGAUUGA
Adineta ricciae is the source of this 1746-nucleotide messenger RNA. The record is from the annotation of a GenBank genome assembly. NCBI's taxonomy places the organism in Eukaryota, Metazoa, Rotifera, Eurotatoria, Adinetida, Adinetidae.